CCAACUGCGUGUAGGACCCAUAAAUAUCAACUAAAAUGUCAGUGUUGCCAUCAGGACUGGAUGCACACAGGAUUCGGUUGAAGAACACCACUGAAGUCACCAUGUUUGUAUUGCGGGGUUUUACAGACAACUUUGAGCUGGAAGUCUAUCUCUUUUUACUAUUUCUUGCAAUCUAUAUUUUCACUCUGGUGGGAAAUUUAGGACUGGUUUUAUUAGUCAUGGUAGAUUCCCGACUCCACAAUCCCAUGUACUAUUUUCUGAGUGUAUUAUCAUUCUUGGAUGCCUGCUAUUCUUCAGUUGUCACCCCAAAAAUGUUGGUCAAUUUUCUGGUAGAGAAGAAAACCAUUUCAUUCCUUGGAUGUGAAACACAGAUGCUGCUCUUUGUCACUUUUGGGACCACAGAAUCAUUUCUCUUGGCAGCAAUGGCAUGUGAUCUCUACGUAGCAAUCUAUAAUCCACUUCUGUAUUCAGUUAACUUGUCAUCCAGAGUCUAUGUGUCACUCAUCAUUGCUUCUUAUGUUGGUGGUAUUUCACAUGCUACUUUAUACACAGUGGCAACUUUUAGCCUCUCCUUCUGUGCAUCCAAUGAAAUUAGACAUGUCUUUUGUGAAAUCCCUUCCCUCCUUGCUAUCUCCUGUUCUGACACUCACAUCAACCAGCUUCUACUCUUCUACAUGGUGGGUUCUGUUGAAAUAUUCACCAUCCUGAUUGUCUUGAUCUCUUAUGGUUUCAUUUUAAGGGUCAUUCUGAAGGUGCGUUCUGCUGAAGGGAGGAGAAAAGUAUUUUCAGCUUGUGGCUCUCACCUAACUGGAGUGUCAAUUUACCAUGGAACAAUCCUCUUCAUGUAUGUGAGGCCAAGUUCCAGCUAUGCUUUGGACCAUGACAUGAUAGUGUCUGUAAUCUACACCAUUGUGAUUCCCAUGCUGAAUCCCAUUAUCUACAGUUUGAGGAACAAAGAUGUAAAAGAAGCAAUGAAAAAAUGUUUGAGAGAAAUUGGUUCAUAAAUAAAGUACAUGUUUAGCUUUGUAAAACUGAAAAGAAUGUAAGGUGCCAGUCCAUAGUUCUAAGGUUUGAAUCUAGAGAAGAAAGUGCUUUUAGUUUAAAGUGCAUUUAUCUCCUAGAAUAUUUCCAAAUGAAGCAUUAAUCAACCUUCCAAGGCAGAAUUUUACAAGUGCAGAUACAUUGUAUCACAUACAUACUUAUGGGAUUACGUUCAAAUGUACCCAUAUUAAACAUUCAGUGACAGGUUAUAUUACUACGAUUAAUAUUUAACUUCAUCUUUCUCUUACUAUAAUGAUGAUGCCCUGAGAACUCUAUAGCUUCACUUAUUCUCACAUUGUUUAUAGUAAGUAUUCAGCAAACAUUUGGAAGUUAAUUUUCCAUUCUGAAGUCCCUGUGAUGGA
Messenger RNA from Loxodonta africana (African savanna elephant), 1403 nucleotides. RefSeq names its product olfactory receptor 5T3-like. The transcript has a single exon. The record is from RefSeq and is a predicted model, not a curated record. Gene Ontology annotation, molecular function: G protein-coupled receptor activity; odorant binding; olfactory receptor activity. Bases 36 to 1004 code for a protein of 322 amino acids. Gene Ontology annotation, biological process: G protein-coupled receptor signaling pathway; sensory perception of smell. Gene Ontology annotation, cellular component: membrane. NCBI's taxonomy places the organism in Eukaryota, Metazoa, Chordata, Mammalia, Proboscidea, Elephantidae.